This is a messenger RNA of Paramecium tetraurelia, 1002 nucleotides long. RefSeq lists its product as uncharacterized. The transcript has 4 exons. Lineage: Eukaryota; Ciliophora; Oligohymenophorea; Peniculida; Parameciidae. The record is from RefSeq and is a predicted model, not a curated record.
AUGGAUUAAGUCAAUGCUAUGCAAUAAUACAUAACUAAAUUAAAGGUAGCUCUGACUGAUUUAUAAUAAAAAAACAAAGAUUUGGAAACCAAACUGGAGCAGGAACAUAAAAUAGCGCAAACAUUGGAAGAAAAAUUAGAAUACACUGAGAAAAAGUUAUCAAAUGAAAAAGAAUAAGUUGAAAUUCUGGGCAUCAAAGUUGAUGAAUAUGAGAAAAAAUUAAAGAGCAUUUCUGAUACUAAGAAACCUAGCUUUUUAGGCAAAGUCUUUAAUAAUUCCCAAUAAGAUUAAUGGACCAUUAGAAUUAAUCAAGCUGAAUAAUCAUUAGACAUUUAAGUUUAAGAGAACGAAAAAUUACAUGCUCAAGUGUUCACACUUAAAACUCAAUUAGAACUUUUGGAAAAUAAAUUGGAUGAAGAACAAAAAUCAGCUUCAUAAAAAUUCUAGAGAAUAAAGUCAUAUUAUUAAUCAGAAAAAACAAAAAGGGAGGAUCUAGAAAAAUAAAUUUAAUAAUUAAAUCUAGCUCAAACUGGGUUGAAAUAUGAAAUUAGUCAAUUGAACAUAUAAAUUGAUUCGUUGAAAAAGGAAAUCGAUAACAAAUAACAAGAGAUCUCGACUACUUAACAAUUACUUGAUAAGAAUCAAGAAGAUAUGAAAAAGUUGACGCAAGAUCUCAUUAAUUAAUAAUAAGACAUUCGACAAUUAGAACAAGAAAAGGUUGAGUUCUAAGGGUUUGUCCAAGAAAUUCAAAACUAUGUUACUGGAUUGUCGAUUGAUCAGCAAUAUUAAGAAUUAGUUAAUAGUUUAAACGAAAUCAUAGAAAAAAUGCAUAAAUAAACAUACGUGAAGGAACUAUUCCUAUAGGCUAAACCAGGCAAUUAUGAAAUCUUCAAGUUGGCUUAAGAAAAAAUACUGAAAUUGGGGAAAAAAAAUGAACAAUUAAUUAAGCAAAAUAAAUAGUUACAAGAUAAAUUAUAAGUGUAAAAGAGCAAGCAGGAAUGA